Messenger RNA from Drosophila takahashii, 765 nucleotides. Its product is annotated as deoxynucleotidyltransferase terminal-interacting protein 2. Gene Ontology annotation, molecular function: RNA binding. The record is from RefSeq and is a predicted model, not a curated record. Lineage: Eukaryota; Metazoa; Arthropoda; Insecta; Diptera; Drosophilidae. Gene Ontology annotation, cellular component: nucleolus. Gene Ontology annotation, biological process: RNA processing.
GCAAAAAUGGAUUCCAUUUUUUUACUAGACACAAAAGGCAACCAGGACAUUGAUGGCGACCAGCAGCAAACAAUUGCAUACAACAGAGACUUGCUGUUGCCAGAAGAGGAAAAUGACAGCGACGGCGGGGAGCAACAGGAAGGCGAAGUGAAGUUAUUUGGCCUGACGCUAGACUGCAACGAAGUGCUGAAUGCUGUGAGUUCCCAGCCUGAAAAAAGGAAACUAAAACUGAAGCGGAACGCACUCCUUGAUCAAAAUGCUGGCCAAGAUGUGGAGACGGUGCGGGAAAAAGUGGAAAAGAAUCUGAAAGACUCAAGGACAGCUUUAAAUCCAGCCCUAGAAAAGACCAAUGCACUGCCCACUGUGGGAAAGAGGCAGCAACCCAAUAUAAACAGAGUUGAACGCGCUCGAACCAAAGGAAAAGGUUGGUUUGAUUUGCCCGCCACAGAAGUCACCGAGGAAAUGCGAAACGAACUCAAAAUCAUACAGAUGCGCUCGGUUUUGAACCCCAAACAAUUCUACAAGAAGAAUGACCUCAAACGCAUGCCUAAAUAUUUCCAAAUUGGAACCGUGCAACACUCGGCUUUGGACCACUACAAGGAAAAGAAGUCGAAGAAGAGUCAAAGUCUAGUUAAUGAGUUGCUGGAGGACAAGAGCUUCCAAAUGUUCAACAAGAGGAAAUUUAAUGAGGUUAUUCAACGUACGGAUAAAUACGCUUAUAGGAAAAACAUGAAAAAAAUGAAAAAACUAAAGAAGAAUAAAUAA